Molecule: messenger RNA, 900 nt
Organism: Beta vulgaris subsp. vulgaris (sugar beet)
Lineage: Eukaryota; Viridiplantae; Streptophyta; Magnoliopsida; Caryophyllales; Amaranthaceae
Product: glycine-rich protein 2
Exons: 1
Coding region: 159-587 (142 amino acids)
Source: RefSeq, a predicted model, not a curated record
CCUCACCAAUUUUCUCUUUUCUCUUCCCUCUCUCCCUAUAAUAAAUGCUUUCUCACCUCCUAUAUUAGGUAUAUAUGCACAUCCUCACACUUCUCUCACCUUCAUAUCACAUUAUUAAGAGAUCACAAAGAUCAAGCUAAACAAGAACCAACAACAACAUGAACACCAAAGUAACAAAAACCACCUUCCUUAUUUUCAUACUUGUCAUCAUCACCACCAUCUCUUCCCUAAGUGGGGCAACCCGAACUUACCCGACUUCUAAGGGCACCAAGGCCAAAGGUGGUGGUGAUGACUUCUUCGGUUCCGGUGGCGGGUUCGGAAUACCCGGGUUCAACGACCCAGGUAUGUUUGGAGGCGGAUACGGAUAUGGAUAUGGAUAUGGGUCUCCAAGUGGGGGCCACUCAAAAAGUGGGACCAUAAGGCCAAGUAUGGUGUGCAAAGAAAAGGGGCCUUGUUAUAUGAAGAAGCUCAUGUGCCCUGCAAAGUGCUUUACCUCCUUCAGUAGGUCUGGAAAGGGUUAUGGUGGGGGAGGAGGAGGUGGUGGGUGCACCAUGGAUUGCAAGAAGAAAUGUGUUGCUUAUUGUUAAUUAAUUUUAAGUGGUUCAAUAUCUUUCAUCUUUAAUUUGGUGAUGUAUAACUACUUCUAGCUAGUCUACUAUAAAUGGUAAUUGGUAUGUGAUGUCAUAUAUAUUUCCAGGUUUUAUAAUAUAUAUUUUAUAUGUGGUGCUAGCUCCUAUCUUAUUUUACUUUCUCAAGUAACUAUAGUAGGACUUUAGUGAUAAUUACGUAAUGUAUUGUGGUAUUAUACUUAUAUUAGUGGUUUGUGUGCCUAUCUAUGUCUCUUCCUAUGGUGUAUCAUGUAUGGUAUUAGUAUAAUAAAUAGAGGUCCUUUCCUCUUGA